Podarcis lilfordi (Lilford's wall lizard) is the source of this 2643-nucleotide messenger RNA. The record is from the annotation of a GenBank genome assembly. NCBI's taxonomy places the organism in Eukaryota, Metazoa, Chordata, Lepidosauria, Squamata, Lacertidae.
AUGAGCGGCGCUCGUCUGUUCUCCGUGAUGUUUUUCCCGUUGGAACCGGGAAUAAUUUCUCCGCUUCCCGGGAUCUCUGGGAUAGGGAGGCGUGCGCGUCACGUCUGCCUGUCUCUCAUACAGAAGAUGGAAGUAUGUUCUAAUGAGGGGAACACAUUAACAGGUAAUUUAUAUUAUAAGGAUAAGUUUUGGAAUUUAAAAGGCAAGGCAAAACCCCAAAACCCAUUUUGAAUCACGAGACCCAUCCAUUUGGACCCUUCUGCUUUUACUUCCUCCGUUUUCCCUAGCUGUUGGGAAUGAGCAAGUGUGUGAAGAUUUGAGCAUCUCUGCAGUAGCUUUUAAAUAUGUACCUGCACAUUUACUGCAAACUAAAUCCCAGUCAGUUCAAGGUAAACUUUCUGCCAAGUAAGGGGACACAGAACUGUAGAUUUGGCCGACCCUAACCCCUCUGUACCUACUGUAAAAGGCUGACAAUGCAGUUUGCAUAUGUCUACUCAAGAUACAUGCUCCACUGAGUUCAAUGGGGCUUACUCCCAGGUAAGUGUGGUAAAUAAUGUAAUAUAUAUGUUGCAAACAGUUGUAACAAAGUAUUUUUUUUAGAUAGCAACUUUAGUGCAUGGAUCAAGUUUUAUAGAGGACACUGAUCAUAUUUAUGAUAAAUUUGUAUUCAUGCUUUUAAUGUUUUUAUGUUUUCUAAUAUAUAUUUUGAAAAGCCCAAUGUCAUGGGAAUACAUAUGUAUUGAUUGUCAUGAGUGUGACAGUGAAGAUAAUAGAAAAGUAGAAUUGUAGAGUUGAAAGGGACCCUGAGCAUCAUCUAUUCCAACCCCCUGCGAUAUGGGAAUCUCCAAUGUGGGGCUGGAACCCAUGAAUUUGAGAUUAUGUCUCAUGCUCUGCCCACUGGGAACUGAGCUAUCCCAGCGGCAUAAGAUAUUGCCCCCAUCUCCCUCCUCUGCGGCAAAUCGUUUGGUUAUCGUUGCUUUGAGAAUAUUCCAUUAUGCUGCAUUUUUGCCAUUUUACGUAGAGCUGCCAGUUUUUGCUUCUCGCUUAAUUUGCUGCUAAAUGUAAAUUCUGUUGGGGGUGGGCUUGCUUCUUCUACCCUUGUCACUUUGCCACGUUGCAGAUGAGAACACACAGGCUGCCACGUGGGCAUCCCUAUAGUAUACUAUAUAAUACAACAUGGGUGAGGAAAUGGUAGGCCAAGGACCAUAUCUAGCCCUCAGGCCUCUUCUAUAGGCCACACCCCAUACCAUCCUACUUCCUACCUUCCUUGAAUGUUCUUGCCUGACUGAAAUGUGUCCGUAAGCUCUGAUAAUGCAUCUUGGCGGAUUGGGUGGGGGAUUGAGAGUGGUGCAUGCUGCAUGUUCCUAGAAACUAUCCUGGUGUACAAAGGUAAAUUUCACAUCUCUGGCUCCUCACACUUUGGCCUCUGGCCCCACCUACAGCUGCCACAUGGCUCUGGGCCAUUUUCUCAGACAGGAGCAGGUCCCCGAGUUUGAAAAAAGCUCUGCACCCCAACUGUAAAAUAGACAGUGAUGGAUUUUUCAACACUUUGUGUACAUAGCAAGAAACUUUAUGCUGCACUUAUGUGUGGUGAGGUUUGCUGAGUGCUAUCUAUCACCACCACCCCUACUUCCGUUGAUGAGGCACUGCUCAGGGCCAGGGCAACAUGUAUUUAUUAAUUUUAUUAACCUGUUUUUACAUCUACAGUGGUACCUCUGGUUACGUACUUAAUUCGUUCCGGAGGUCCAUUCUUAACCUGAAACUGUUCUUAACCUGAAGCACCACUUUAGCUAAUGGGGCCUCCCGCUGCUGCCGCACCGCCGGAGCACGAUUUCUGUUCUCAUUCUGAAGUAAAGUUCUUAACCCGAGGUACUAUUUCUGGGUUAGCGGAGUCUGUAACCUGAAGCGUAUGUAAGCUGAAGCAUAUGUAACCCAAGGUACCACUGUAUAAGAAAACUUUUUUUUUAAAAAAAAUGUCCACAUACAGGUAAACAAAUACCUGUGUGGAUACUCAUAAUGGACCUCAGGUUUCCUGAAUUUAGGGAAGGUGGGGAAGUACUGAUUGAGAAGAGCCGACAGUAACACACACUGCAAAUGCGCCCCAUCAAGCUUCACCCACUAGUGUAGAUGGCAAUUGAGAGUGCUCAGGUGUGGACGCAGAAAAGUCUGGUCUGUGCAACUCGUGCACAUUUAGCAAGCCGGUUUGUAUGCAGCCCUUUUGAUAGUUUGCUUCCUACUGGGGACUCACAUGACUGAAUGUUCGCCCGUACAUAAACGUUAACUUGCAUGUGAUGGACUUAAACGUUGGUGGAAAAGCAAAGUCAGAAACUGCCCUGCAAAAUUUCUUUUAUACGAUGGAGCAUUCAGUUCUUUGAGCCACACAUACCUUGCAGUGUUACAUGGUCUGGCGGCCUAGACCCAGGCUUGCCACCUCAAAGAGGGUGGUAACUUCUGUGGGGCAGAAGUUGGAGAAGCUGUGAGCCUCCAAAGGUUGUUAGAUCACAACUUCCAUCAUUCCCAAGUCUAAGGCUGCCAUUCUAGCCAGGGCACCACACUCCUUUCACCUUCUCUUCCUUUGUGCUUUUUCUUCCUUCAGCCCACCUGUACCACAACCUGUUUCCUUCAAUGUACCUGCCGCAUUGA